Molecule: messenger RNA, 1015 nt
Organism: Macroventuria anomochaeta
Lineage: Eukaryota; Fungi; Ascomycota; Dothideomycetes; Pleosporales; Didymellaceae
Product: arad-like aldolase/epimerase
Exons: 1
Coding region: 27-1013 (328 amino acids)
Cellular component (GO): cytoskeleton
Molecular function (GO): actin filament binding
Source: RefSeq, a predicted model, not a curated record
CUCAAUAAUCACAUACAACACUCAAGAUGUUCGCAGCGCGUUCAAUCGUACGUUCAACUCGACGCAUCAGUAUACAAUCCGCAUUACCUCAAUCAUAUCUACGACAAAGCCCGGUUCGCGCCCUCACAACCUCGACGAAGCCUCGCAAUGCCUCGAUAGCACCAGGCCAGACUGUAAAUCACAAUGAUCAUACCGACAAUCAGUCAGUCACCGCCAUGGGGUUGACUACCUCUGGCUUGCGCCUCAAGAUUCGCAAAUACCCGACCUUCUCUUCGCUCGAGGAAGAGCGUAUGUAUCGAAAGCAACAUCUCGCCGCAGCGUACCGCAUCUUCGCAAUGCGUGGCUUUGAUGAGGGUGUCGCUGGUCAUAUAUCCGUACGAGACCCGAUCCUAGAGGAUCAUUUCUGGCUGAAUCCGCUGUCCACGCACUUCUCUCAGAUCAGAGUGUCAGACUUGAUCCUGGUGAAUGAGCAAGGGCAGGUUGUGGAAGGAGAUCAACCAAUCAACGCUGCUGCAUUUGCCAUUCACAGCGCACUGCAUAGGCGGCGACCUGAUGUGCACGCAGCGUGCCAUGCGCACAGCGUGUAUGGUAAAUCUUGGAGUGCUUUUGGGCGAGAGCUCGAUAUGUACACGCAAGAUUCACUGAGGUUCUUUAAGAGUCAUGGUGUCUAUAAGCAGUUCGGUGGUGUGGUUCUGGAAGGCGAUGAAGGCGACAGGAUUGCAGAUGCUCUCGGCGAUGGUAAAGCAGCUAUUUUGCAGAACCAUGGUAUCCUUACAGUAGGACAGAGUGUUGAUGAGGCGGCUUUCUGGUUCUUAAGCCUGGACAAGACAUGUCAGGCGCAGUUGCUUAUCGAUGCUGCAGCCGCUGGUAGUGGGCACAAGCCGAAAACCAUACCUGAGGAGGAAGCUGCCGAGAGCUACAAGCAAGUAGGUACACCAGAAAAAGGGUGGCUUGCGUUUCAAGGGUAUUACGACGAGGUUCUUGCGAGAACGGGAGGUGACUUCCUAAAUUGAAC